Molecule: messenger RNA, 1711 nt
Organism: Zingiber officinale
Lineage: Eukaryota; Viridiplantae; Streptophyta; Magnoliopsida; Zingiberales; Zingiberaceae
Product: probable glycerol-3-phosphate acyltransferase 3
Exons: 3
Coding region: 19-1596 (525 amino acids)
Biological process (GO): cutin biosynthetic process
Cellular component (GO): membrane
Molecular function (GO): phosphatase activity; glycerol-3-phosphate 2-O-acyltransferase activity
Source: RefSeq, a predicted model, not a curated record
GAAAAUCCAUAGGUAACGAUGGCUUUCUUCGAGUCCUUCCUCGAGCUCUUCAGCUCUCAUCGCUGCCGUCGCGAAACCCCUCACCGAGGAGAUCGCCGUCAGUCAAAACCACCUCAGGCGAUCGGCUAUAACCGUCACGCCGGCUUAAGUCACCUCGAGGACAAAACCCUGGUGGUGGACGUGGAGGGCGCCCUGCUGCGGUCUUCCUCCACCUUUCCUUACUUCAUGCUCGUCGCCGUGGAAUCCGGUAGUCUCCUCCGCGGUCUCCUCCUCCUGCUGCUCCACCCUCUGGUCCACUUCCUCCGCCGCGACGCCGCCCUCCGAGUCAUGGUCCUGCUCUGCUUCGCCGGAAUCCGGGAAGCGGAGUUCCGGGCGGGGAGGGCGGUGCUGCCCAAGCACCUGUUGGCCGACGUGGGGAAGGAGGCCUGGGAGGCGGCGAGGAGGGCGAGGAGGAAGGUGUGUGUGAGUGCCAUGCCGAGGGCGAUGGUGGAAGCGACGGCGAAGGAGUACUUGGGGGCGGACGUCGUGGUGGGGAGGGAGUUGAGUGUGUUUCGCGGAUAUUAUACCGGUCUGAUGCAAGAGGAGGCGGACGACCACCGGAGCUUAGACGAAAUACUCGCCGGCGCCGGAGAAGAGUUAGACGAAGGCAAUGUCGUUGGAUUUAGGAGUCACAACAAGUACUCUCCUCCGCACCGAUUCUUCUCUUACUGCAAGGAAAUUCUCAUAGUCACUGAAGCAGAGAAGAAGCAUUGGCAAGCCUUGCCCAGAGAAGACUACCCAAAGCCUUUGAUAUUCCACGACGGCAGGCUGGCCUUCCAACCCACCCCUUUACCCACCUUGGCGAUGCUCCUCUGGCUCCCUUUUGCCAUCUUCCUCACCGUCUUCAGGAUUUUCGCCUUCGUAACUCUGCCUCCUGAGCUCGCUCUCCUCAUCGGAGCUUCUUCCGGCAUGUUCAUCAGAGUCAUCAAGUCUCCCCAAGAAAGUGGAGUCGUCGUCAAGGACGAUGAUAAAGCCCAUGGAAAGCUCUAUGUAUGCAACCAUCGAACCCUCCUUGAUCCCUGCUACAUCUCGUCCGUGUUGCUGAACAAUAUGGUCGUGGCCACCGUGUACAGUGUUAGCCGGGUGUCGGAGGUUCUAUCACCGAUCAAAACGAUCAAACUCACCAGGGAGAAGGAGAGAGACCGCGAGGAGAUGGCGAGGUUGCUCCGGCGAGGAGAAGACCUGGUGGUGUGCCCCGAAGGGACCACUUGCCGGGAGCCAUACAUGCUGAGGUUCAGCCCUCUGUUCGUGGAGCUGGCCGAUGAGGUGUUUCCGGUGGCACUGACGGUGCGCGGCGGCAUGUUCUACGGCACGACGGCCGCCGGGGCCAAAUGGCUGGAUUCCUUCUAUUUCCUAAUGAACCCUCGGCCAGAGUACAGAGUGGAGUUCCUGCCCAAGAUGUCACUCUCGCUCGCCGGCGAGGACAGGUGCAAAGUCGCCAAUCGCGUGCAGCGGGAGAUCGCAGCGGCGCUGGGCUACCAGUGCACCAUGCUGACGAGGAGGGACAAGUACAUGCUGCUCGCGGGGAACGAAGGGACUGUUCAGUCAAGCAAAUAAAUUAAGGGGGUAAAAAUUGAAAAGGGACCCUACAUAUUUUUUUAAAAAAGUAUUUUUUUUAAAUAUCGAAAAUGUUCGUAUGGUUAAAAUAAAUUAAAAUUUUAGUUUAAUUUAA